AUGCAUAUAGAUGCUCGCGUGUAUUCGUACAAAACGCAUAACAAUAAGUUAUAUAUUCGCAAAUAAUGGUUGUGUCUGGUGAUAUUUCUUCCUGGUCGGAUCCAAACCCGACCCGUAUGAACAAGUUCGCUUGUGGUUGCGCCAUUGUUGCCUCCAUCAUUUCCGUCAUCUUUGGAUAUGAUACCGGUGUUAUGAGCGGGGCCCAAAUCUUCAUAAGAGAAGAUCUCAGAAUAAAUGACACACAGAUCGAAGUUUUGGCGGGAAUCCUAAACCUCUGCGCCCUUGUCGGCUCUCUGACCGCCGGAAAAACGUCUGACGUCAUCGGCCGGCGAUACACCAUCGCUCUCUCCGCCGCUAUAUUCCUCGUCGGCUCAGCCCUCAUGGGUUACGCUCCAAACUACGCCGUUUUGAUGGCCGGAAGGUGUGUCGCCGGGGUGGGCGUAGGGUUUGCCCUCAUGAUAGCUCCCGUCUACUCCGCCGAGAUAGCCUCUCCUUCACACAGAGGGUUUCUCACUUCUCUCCCCGAGCUUUGCAUCAGUUUCGGGAUCUUACUGGGCUACGUCUCGAACUACGGAUUCGGGAAACUGACGUUGAAUCUCGGGUGGAGAUUGAUGCUCGGAAUCGCGGCAAUCCCUUCUCUUAUCCUAGCUUUUGGGAUUCUGAAAAUGCCCGAGUCGCCUCGAUGGCUUGUGAUGCAAGGUAGGUUAAAAGAGGCGAAGGAAAUACUGUUCUUGGUGUCCAAUACCGACCAAGAAGCCGAACAGCGGUUUAAAGACAUAAAACUCGCCGCAGGAAUAGACGAAAACUGCGACGAAGAGUUUGUCGAGACGAAGAACGAUAAGAUUGCGAGUGGCGAAAGCGUGUGGAGAGAGCUACUGAUAAAACCUAGACCGGCCGUACGUUGGAUCCUAAUCGCAGCAAUAGGGAUUCACUUCUUCGAGCAUGCCACAGGGAUCGAAGCCGUUGUAUUGUACAGUCCUAGAAUCUUCGAGAAAGCCGGCGUCACGACGAAAGACAAGCUUUUACUCGCCACGGUCGGUGUCGGCCUGACAAAGACAGUCUUCAUACUGAUUGCCACUUUCUUGCUGGACAAGGUAGGUCGGAGGAAGCUUCUAUUGACCAGCACAGGAGGCAUGGUUCUCGCGUUGACCGCGUUAGCGUUUAGUCUGACCAUGGUUCAGCGUUUCGGGCGACUGCUGUGGGCUCUUUCUAUGAGUAUUGGAUCCACGUACGCGUUCGUCGCGUUUUUUUCGAUCGGGCUCGGACCCAUCACGUGGGUUUACAGCUCGGAGAUAUUCCCGUUGAGGCUGAGGGCUCAGGGCGCGAGUAUCGGGGUCGCGGUUAAUCGCGUUAUGAACGCUGCCGUGUCGAUGAGCUUUUUGUCGAUAACGGAGGCGAUCACGACUGGCGGCGCGUUCUUUGCGUUUGCGGGGAUCGCGGCAGCGGGUUGGUGGUUCUUCUUCUUCCUCUUACCGGAGACAAAAGGACGGCCAUUGGAGGAGAUGGAGAAGCUUUUUAGUAGAAAAAAUGAAGCUGGUUUUGGUCAAGAGAGGCAAGAAAUUCAAAACAGGAGUGAAGUGUGAGGAAUUAAGUGGAAGUGAUAAACAUUGGAUUUUGGCGGAUUUAUUAGGUAAUGUAAUUAUAAAAAAUCUGAAAAGGAUGGAAAUAAUAACCUAUGUUAAGUUUUGCAAUUUGGGCUAACGAAAAAAGCCACCCAUCACGACGACUUAUAGAGAUUUUUAUACAAUAUAUAUAAAUGAAAAUUUCAUAUC
This is a messenger RNA of Tarenaya hassleriana, 1772 nucleotides long. RefSeq names its product probable polyol transporter 3. The record is from RefSeq and is a predicted model, not a curated record. Gene Ontology annotation, cellular component: membrane. Gene Ontology annotation, molecular function: carbohydrate:proton symporter activity. Gene Ontology annotation, biological process: transmembrane transport. The coding region runs from base 66 to 1583 and encodes 505 amino acids. The transcript has 2 exons. NCBI's taxonomy places the organism in Eukaryota, Viridiplantae, Streptophyta, Magnoliopsida, Brassicales, Cleomaceae.